CUUAUGUUUGUGUUUAAAAUUUAGUGUGAUAACAUUAUAUCCACGAGUCACGACUACCUUCAGACUUGGAUAUAAACUAUAAAAUAUAAAUAUAAUAAAUUAAUUUAAUCAACAGGCUCUUUUCAAACGCAUCGCGGUUUUUACACUUUAUCUUUUUUACGAAUAAUAAUCAUAAUAAUUUAUAAUAUCUACUCGUUUUUCUUGUUUUUUUACAUUUGUUCUGUUUUAUUAUUAAUUAAUUAUAAUAAAUAUUAAAUUAAAUUUGAUCAUUAGAUACCUAUAUGAUUUAGUGCAUAAUAAUGUACUUUUUGAAAGAAAUACCUAGAUAAAAUACUGAGCAAAGGUCAACUUCACUGUUAUAUAAAAUCAUUGCAACAUUUGUACAAUGGCUUAAAUAUUCUGUUCUUCAUCUUCACAUACCCGGACAUGUCUUGGAUACGCGACAACUCUAUGACAUGGAUGCAACGGCUUUGCGCACAAGUGCUCACGUAUGGAGAGAUACCGAAACAUGUAGCGUUUAUAAUGGAUGGCAAUAGGCGUUAUGCUAAGAAAAAUUGUGUUGCCAAGAAAGAAGGCCAUGUAAAAGGGUUUGACAAAUUAGCUGAAACAUUGCAAUGGUGUUUGCAUUUAGGUAUAAAAGAAGUUACUGUGUACGCAUUCAGUUUAGAUAAUUUUAAGCGAACUCAAGAAGAAAUUGAUGCAUUGUUUGAUCUUGCCCGAGAAAAAUUUAAAAGACUUUUGGAAGAAAAAGAUAAAUUGAAUGAGCAUGGUGUGUGUAUUAAUGUUAUUGGUAACAUCAAAAAGUUACCAGAAGAUUUGGUGAAGUUAAUAGCAGAAUCAAUGUAUAUAACAAAACAAAACAACAAAACAUAUUUAAAUGUUGCAUUUUCUUAUACUGGACAUGAUGAAUUAACAAAUGCAUUCAAUCAAAUAUCUAAUGGUAUUAAAAAUAAUGAUUUGGAGGAAUCAGAUUUAUCAGUUGAAAUAUUAGAUAAUUGUAUGUAUACCUAUCCGUCCCCACCACCUGAUUUAUUAAUACGCACAUCUGGUGAGACUAGACUGAGUGAUUUUAUGUUAUGGCAGUGUGCUUACAGUUAUAUCUAUUUUACAUCAGUCUUAUGGCCAGAAUUUACUGCGUGGGACUUUAUGAUUGCUAUUUUCAUGUACCAAAGAAAUUUUAGAGCAAUUAUACCUUUUAAAUUACCAACUAAAAAAUUGAGUUCAAAAGCUGAAAAAUUUGUAGAAAAUGUACAACAAAAUCGGUUAAAUAGUCUUUAUGCAAUUGCGUGAUAAUAUUAUUGUUUUUUUAUUUUUAAUUUAUAAAAUUUAAUUUAUUUACAUAAUAAUUAUAUAUGUACGUAUUUAUUAUGUAAGUAGUACAUUUAUUUAUAUAUGAAAGUUAUACAUUAUUUUAAAUAUUAUUUUUUUAAUAAGUCUA
Molecule: messenger RNA, 1438 nt
Organism: Aphis gossypii (cotton aphid)
Lineage: Eukaryota; Metazoa; Arthropoda; Insecta; Hemiptera; Aphididae
Product: dehydrodolichyl diphosphate synthase complex subunit DHDDS-like
Exons: 5
Coding region: 427-1290 (287 amino acids)
Biological process (GO): polyprenol biosynthetic process
Cellular component (GO): dehydrodolichyl diphosphate synthase complex; endoplasmic reticulum
Molecular function (GO): ditrans,polycis-polyprenyl diphosphate synthase [(2E,6E)-farnesyl diphosphate specific] activity
Source: RefSeq, a predicted model, not a curated record